Messenger RNA from Ilex paraguariensis (yerba mate), 1352 nucleotides. The record is from the annotation of a GenBank genome assembly. Lineage: Eukaryota; Viridiplantae; Streptophyta; Magnoliopsida; Aquifoliales; Aquifoliaceae.
UUGAGGGUUUCUCUGCUAAAUUUAGGGAAUUUUCUCCAAAUUUGGAGACCGUGUUUGCAUUUGUCUGAAACUGUAAAAUGGGAGAAAAUCUCCGGCGAAAGUCAUCUCCGGAUCGAACUCGGACGGAGAAUUGUGGUAAUGACUUGAGUCGGUCGAACUCAGACGCAUCGUCUUUGGCAGCUGAGAAUUCGAAAGAUGUGUUUCACAAGAACGUCAAUGCAAACCCGGGUAAGUGCACGGCAUGGACAAAUGAGAAGCACAAUUUAUACCUUGAUCAAUUGGAAGCAUCUUUUGUUGGGCAAUUAAACCGGUCGAUGGGUUUGCUUGCUUCAGAACAGAAUAAGUGGGAUCCAAAUUCAUCUCGAAGAUUGCCUGUGAACUCCAACAAUUCUUCUGAGCAGUUCACAGUUCUACAAGAUGGCUGUUGGAAGAAGAUUAACUUUGAAAAGAAUCAACCACUUUUAAACAUUGCAGCUGAUUCUAAUGUUUUUAGAAGUCCACGGAGAUAUCAUUUCAGAUAUGCAGGUAACCGCUGCACUGUAACAUCAGCUGAUCAUCAACAACACAGUACACUUCAUGGGGGGAGAGUGGAUUUGAAAGGAAAGAGGACUUUCUCCCAUAGAUUAGCAUCAAAUAUGGAGCGGAGUCCUGUAAACUACCUGUGCCAUCAUUAUUCAGUUGGCAGUAUUACAGAAGUUUCAGGUCAGAACUUUGUGGAUGAAGAUCGAGAAGAGAAAUCGAGCAGUUUAUCAGAUGGAAAAAGGUUGAAAACAGCUAUCACAGAUAUUUCCGUUAGAGAGAGCUGAGAUGUGUCUUUGCUUUGGAAUAUUAACCAUACACAUUGGGAACACCAAUUACGAAAGAUGGAAAGCUUCGGGUAUCUUCCCCUGGCACUUAUUCAAAGAACAGGUACAAAGGCAAAUCAAGCAUAAGGAGUUUAUAAGGUUAGUCUAGUUAGUGCUCUUGCUAUAGAAUGAAGGGAAUGCUGCCAUGAUAUUUUGAAUCAGAAAUUUUGUAGGAAGAAAAUCUGAAUAUGAUUUAAAUUAUUGUAUGUUUAUUACAUUAGAUUCAUAGCUAUAGGAAGCGGGUGAGCUAGGUUUUGUGAAGUUACUCCCAUCUUCCCCUCCCCCUCUCCCUCCCCCUCCCCCACCAAUCUCUCUCGGUUUUGUGAAGUCAACAUAUUUGUUUAUAGGUGUUAUAACACUGAUGGGAAGUGCAAUUUAUGGGGUGCUCUUCAGCCAAGUGUAUAUAUUUGUGGAUGAGAAGUCAAACAAUUUUUGGUUUUAGCUGUAAUACUUCAUUCAUUUGCGAGUGGUAAUGUAGAAAUGCCUGUUUAUUUUGAUUCAAGGCAC